Messenger RNA from Triticum dicoccoides, 432 nucleotides. RefSeq names its product protein NEGATIVE REGULATOR OF RESISTANCE-like. Gene Ontology annotation, biological process: regulation of systemic acquired resistance. Lineage: Eukaryota; Viridiplantae; Streptophyta; Magnoliopsida; Poales; Poaceae. The transcript has a single exon. The coding region runs from base 1 to 432 and encodes 143 amino acids. The record is from RefSeq and is a predicted model, not a curated record.
AUGGACGCGCCCCCGCCUGCCGCCGCCGCCGCCAAGCGCAAGCGCUCUGCCGCGGACGUCAGCCCCGCCUCUGCCGGCGUCGACGACGUGUCCGAUGCCGACGUCGACGACGUGUCCGAUGCCGACGUCGAUGAGUUCUACGCCAUCAUCAGCCGCAUGCGCGAGCAGCGCGACGCCUUGCGCCGACGACUCGUCUCGGGCGCCAGCGCAGGCGCCCGUGAUCCGGCCGCACGCGCACCGGUGUGGCGUCCAACAUUCACCAUGGAGGACUUUGCGCCACCCGCCCCGGCGCCGCCGUCGCAGCAGCAGCACCAGCUACCCGUCGACGAGCACGUGGCAGAGAACGGUACGCUGCCGCGGCGGCCCGUCCCCGCCCUCGACCUGAACACCGAGCCGGAGCCCGUGGUCGCCGGUCCACCUCACCACCUGUAG